AUGGAAUAUUUUGAUUUAGAAAAUCUUGAAAAGAAGGCUGAAAAACUGAUAAAAGAAAUAGACGAAAUUAAGCUUACCAAAGAGUUUACGAAUUCUCCUAACUCCCCCCUCCGUGAGUGAGCAAAGCCAUUAGAAAAAUCGCUAUUGUUUGCCCAAAAUCCACCUUCCGUGAGUGAACAAAAAUGUUUUUAAUAGAAAAAUUUUUUAUGGAAAAAAAAAUUUGAUAUAUAAAUGAUAAUUAGUAUAAGGAAAUCUUGAGCUAAUUCUGUUUAAUUUUAAACGAAUUGCUUUUUAAAACAUAAAUUUUAUAAAUUAAAUUAAUAUUUGCUUUCCGAUUUUUGCGAAUUAGGAUUUUUUUAAAUUUCGAAAAAAAAAAUUUUUUAUAAAAUUUAUAUAUAAAUUUUUUUUAAAAAAAAAAAAAUUAACUCCGUGAGUGAACAAAAUUUUUUUGUUCACUCACGGAGGGGGGAGAGUAAUAGAAAUCUGGAUGAAUUAGGGGUUGUGUACUGCUUGACAGGGAAUGAUGCAGCGCUUUAUAGUAAACUUAAGCAAUGCUAUAUUAAGCAGCAGUCGAGUGAACAGUUAGAAUUUAAAACAGUUUUGGCAGGAUAUGCUGCUGGGAAAUACUCUGAAGCACUGUUUUUGGCAAAAGAUUUACUGGUAGCAAACCAAUCUAUUGAGAUUUUUCAAGUGAUUAUAAAGAUUUGUGUAAAUCAUUUGCUUAUACCUGAAUGGGCAGUUCACUAUGCAAAAAUUGGGCUGGAGUCCCACCCAGAGCAUCCUUGGCUUUGCUUUUCAAUGGGAAUUGCUUAUUCUUUGCUUGGCGACCAAGAAGUUUACUAUAAAGAUAAAGUUACAUUAUGAGAAAAAUCAAGAGAAAGCUUACAACUCUGCAAGUCAAAUAGAAGAAAUUAUUUAUAUCAUCUAGCAUUAAUAGAAGCCAAGCUUGGAAAUUUAGACGAAGCAUUAAGAAAUGCUGCAGAAGGCUAUAGGCUUUGCAAUGAUCCUUACUAUAGUGCUUUAUUAAGCUUGAUUAUGACAGCCCAAGAAGAUUUUACAGGAUCUUUACAAGUGAUCAAAAGAGGACUGCAAGGGUGUCCUUCUAAUAUUCUAUUAAGAUCUGCAAAGUAAGAACAAUUUAGAGUUUAUACAUAUCUAAAUCUAUCAAAAAUAACACAAGAUAAAGCCCCUGUGAAAAAAUCAAUUAUUUCUUUAUUAAAAUCCAGUUUAGAAUUUUUAGAUAAUGCUUCAACAAUACCUGCAGACGAAAGAAUUGCAGGCUUAACAAGCAUAAAAGAAGAAAACUCAAAUCCUGAGCACGAUAGCUUACAAGAUGUCAUUAAAUUAGCUGCGAAUAAUUCCCACAAUCCCAAUUUUCAACAAGCACUCAGACUUGCCUUUGAAGCUGCUUUUGCAAUUCAAGAUGAAGAAUUGAUUGAAUUUAGCUUAAAUAGCCUCCAAGAUAAAAAAGCUGAACAAGCGAUAUAUGAGUUUCAUAAAACUGGGGACAUAAAUGGGCUUGAUAAUUUCAUAGAAAACUUAAAAGCUUGCGAACUGCUUGCUAAAGGGAGAUACGACUCUGGAGACAAAGCCAGAGCAAUGAGCGCUGCUAAUCAAGCAAUUUCACUUGACAACAAUUCAGCUGAAGCUUGAAUAAUUUUAGGGAAAAUUCACAAGGACUAUAAUCAGCUUUCUGAAGCAAUGAAUUGUUUUGUGGCAGCCCUUAAAUGUGCGAAUGUGAGGUUUUCUAUUCUUCCAGUCUAUAUUUAA
Messenger RNA from Blepharisma stoltei, 1770 nucleotides. The record is from the annotation of a GenBank genome assembly. Lineage: Eukaryota; Ciliophora; Heterotrichea; Heterotrichida; Blepharismidae.